Myotis davidii is the source of this 3968-nucleotide messenger RNA. RefSeq names its product potassium voltage-gated channel subfamily Q member 4 (gene KCNQ4). Gene Ontology annotation, molecular function: voltage-gated potassium channel activity. Gene Ontology annotation, cellular component: membrane. The coding region runs from base 1 to 2022 and encodes 673 amino acids. The record is from RefSeq and is a predicted model, not a curated record. Gene Ontology annotation, biological process: potassium ion transport; transmembrane transport. The transcript is spliced from 17 exons. Lineage: Eukaryota; Metazoa; Chordata; Mammalia; Chiroptera; Vespertilionidae.
AUGGAGCGGGAGGGUCAUAAGGCUGAAGGGACUUCAUCCCUCAUUGAGUUGCCCCUCAUCUUCAUGUUUCAGCCAGGGAAACUGAAGCUCCAUGGAGACCUCAUCCCUAACCCCGAGCCCCCACGCCAGCCCCUGGCCCAGAGGAGCCACGGCCGCACAGCAGCCCUGGUAUUUUUGCUGGUGUUCACCUGCCUGGUGUUGUCCGUGCUGUCCACUAUCCAGGAGCACCAGGAACUUGCCAAUGAGUGUCUCCUCAUCUUGGAAUUUGUGAUGAUCGUGGUGUUUGGCCUGGAGUACAUCAUCCGUGUCUGGUCCGCCGGAUGCUGCUGCCGCUACCGAGGAUGGCAGGGCCGCUUCCGCUUUGCCAGAAAACCCUUCUGUGUCAUAGACUUCAUCGUGUUCGUGGCCUCGGUGGCCGUCAUCGCCGCGGGCACGCAGGGCAACAUCUUCGCCACGUCUGCGCUGCGCAGUGGGCCCGGCGUCCCCCGCUUCCUCACGCCUCGGUCCCACCUGUGGUCUCCCCCGUUGCUGCCCCCGCAGGAGCUGAUCACCGCCUGGUACAUCGGGUUCCUGGUGCUCAUCUUCGCCUCCUUCCUGGUCUAUCUGGCCGAGAAGGACGCCAACUCCGACUUCUCCUCCUACGCGGACUCGCUUUGGUGGGGAACGAUUACCCUGACAACCAUCGGCUAUGGUGACAAGACGCCGCACACAUGGCUGGGCAGGGUCCUGGCUGCCGGCUUCGCCUUACUAGGCAUCUCCUUCUUUGCCUUGCCUGCCGGCAUCCUUGGCUCUGGCUUUGCCCUGAAGGUGCAGGAGCAGCACCGGCAGAAGCACUUUGAGAAGCGGAGGAUGCCAGCCGCCAACCUCAUUCAGGCUGCAUGGCGCCUAUACUCCACCGACAGGAACCGGGCUUACCUGACGGCCACCUGGUACUACUAUGACAGUAUCCUCCCAUCCUUCAGAGAGCUGGCCCUCUUGUUUGAGCACGUGCAACGGGCCCGCAAUGGGGGCCUACGGCCCCUGGAGGUGCGGCGGGCGCCAGUACCCGACGGAGCGCCCUCCCGCUACCCGCCCGUUGCCACCUGCCACCGGCCGGGCAGCACCUCCUUCUGCCCUGGGGAAAGCUGGAGAGAGGAGGAGGCCGCUGGCCACAGGUGCUUACGGCUCAGCCAGAUGUUUAGUAAUAAACGGAGUUUCUUUCGGAUCCACGCCAGCUGGAGACCGAGUAGCCGAAUGGGCAUCAAAGACCGCAUCCGCAUAGGCAGCUCCCAGCGGCGGACAGGCCCCUCCAAGCAGCACCUGGCACCGCCGUCAAUGGCCACCUCCCCAAGCAGCGAGCAGGUGGGUGAGGCCACCAGCCCCACCAAGGUCCAGAAGAGCUGGAGCUUCAAUGACCGCACCCGCUUCCGGGCCUCUCUGAGACUCAAACCCCGCUCUUCUGCUGAGGAGGGCCCCUCUGAGGAAGUGGCAGAGGAGAAGAGCUACCAGUGCGAGCUCACGGUGGAUGACGUCAUGCCUGCGGUGAAGACGGUCAUCCGCUCUGUCAGGAUCCUCAAGUUCCUGGUGGCCAAAAGGAAAUUCAAGGAGACGCUGCGACCGUACGACGUGAAGGACGUCAUAGAGCAGUACUCGGCAGGGCACCUGGACAUGCUGGGUCGGAUCAAGAGCCUGCAGACCCGGGUGGACCAGAUUGUGGGCAGGUGCCCCGGGGACCGAAAGGCCCGGGAGAAGGGCGACAAGGGGCCCUCGGACACAGAGGCGGCGGAUGAAAUUAGUAUGAUGGGCCGCGUGGUCAAGGUGGAGAAGCAGGUGAGUGCGCAGAGGCACAAGCUGGACCUGCUUUUGGGCUUCUACUCGAGGUGCCUGCGCUCGGGCACCUCUGCCAGCCUGGGCACCGUGCAGGCGCCGCUGCUAGACCCCGACAUCACCUCGGACUACCACAGCCCCGUGGACCACGAGGACAUCUCCGUCUCCGCCCAGACGCUCACCAUCUCCCGCUCGGUCAGCACCAACAUGGACUGAGGGGCUUCUCAGCGUCGGGACGCACUCGGCCAGCCCCUCGGCCUGGCGCUCAGACCCGCCCCCGGAGGCCUGGGGACUCUGCUCUUACUUGAACUCGCCCCUCGCGGGGAGAGAGGCCGUGCGUGGUAUGGAGCUGCCUGGGUAGGCGAGAUGCGGGCUGCGGGCCCCACCUCAGGAGCGUGCGAUGCCAGGCCGCACAGGGGGCAGCAGCAGCGCUGCCCCGCGACCUCUGGGCGCCCCCGUGCCCUGCCCGUCCCAUCAAGGCCCAACCCGCUCGCGGCAGGGGCACUGCCCGGAGAGUAUGAGCGGGUCGCUGGGGCUCUGGGUCUUGAACCAGCUUCCAGCUAUGCAAGGUGAGGUCUCCCGGCCCGCCCUUCGGACGGAGCAGGGAAGCCCUCCCGCCAAGUCCCCGCCCCUUUAGGGGCGGGCCCAAGGUGCCCUCACAGUUACGCACAAGCACAGGACCCUGCCAUUAAGCAGGUGGGCACCAUAUAUGCAAACUAUGUUAAAUAUGCAACUUUGGGGACCCCCAUGGGGUCCCUCUGCCCAUCCCUCAUUGGGAGAUGGGCCCCCAGCAGUAGCUGGUCUCAGGCUGCUUGGCCAUGGUCUCCAUUUCCACUCUUUGGCUUAUCACCCCUCCCCACCCAGCAUGGGGCCUGUUUCUCCCUUACCUCCUCCAAGAGCAGCAUCUGGGCCUCUCCUCCCUUUUCAGUGUUCCCUCCCAGGAGCACCCUCUUCCUACCAGGUGUCCACUCCUCUCUCUGGCCCUCCACUCACAUUCGACAGCACACGUUUCUGUGUUCUCCCCGAAAUCUCCCACAGACAAUGCUCCCGCAUCACAGGAACAUGUCUCUUUAGUUUCCCCAGACAUGCAGAAAGUCUCACACUCACACUGACACAGUUACACACAUGGAGACAUUAGCACAGAGCCACAGCCUUCCCGGGGCCUCUGCAGCUGAUGCCAGUGGGCUGUCCUUGCAGGAUGAUGUCCACUAAGUGGUGCCCCCCACUCCAUCCAGGUAGGAGAGGGAGCACUGCAGGGACCCCAGGUCUCUCCAGGCCCCACCCCAGAGCUUUACCAGCUCUCCUUUCUCAAGAAGAUCUACUCCUCACUGGUCCAGGAGCCCUAACUGCUGCCUCUGCCUGCCCCCAAGGGCCCUCCUCGACGUCCCCACAGCACAACUCAGGCCUAGGCCUCUGGGGCCCGGACAGCACUGGAAAGACCCCAGGCCCCUCCCCAGAUGGUUAUCAGGCCCGCUUCUAUCCAGGCUUGCUGCCUUCCUGGUCACUGUAACUCCCAGAGAGAAAAAUAAUGCACCUAGCAACCACCAUUGCUCAGGCACCAAUUGUGCAUCCAGCACUCACAUGCACUGUUUCCCCUCCUCCCAUACCCCACUGUUCACUUUAAUUGGCAGCCCCUCUACUGGCAUAAACCCCCACCCACUCCAGGCCCCCAGCACCUCUGUGGUAUCCCUACUCUUUGUCCCUCUUCUGCAAAGCUAUUGCAGGUGGCAGGAGAGUGAUGUGUAGGGGGACCCUCUGUGGGGUACCAGUGAACAAGGGGCUCAGGCCCAGCCACCUGCAUCUCAUGACUGGGGACCUGCAUGCACCAGCGCCAGGGCUGGGGUUGGAUCUUGCUCAGCCCCAUGGUGCUCAGCCUCUGCCCAACAUGCCCUCUGCAUGUCACCAUCAUGCCCUGGAUGGAGCCUAUGCCGGCUAACCUCACCUGCACUGCACUGUCCCCAGAGAGCCAUCCCUGGGCCCCUAGAGACAGAGCUGCGGAGAGGGGCAGGAGAACGGGAUUAUCCUCUGACUAAAGGAGACUGGGGAAGAAGCCCUCGCUCCUUCCGCAAUCAAGGUUCCCCACCAAACCGGUUCUCAGAUAUGCAAGUACCUCACUUUGUUAACUUAUUAACUUAUUGGUUUCAUUAAAGUUUUCUGUAGGA